AUGCGCUUUCAGAGCACCAUGAAGGUGAACCAUGUAGACAUCUUUGUGAGCCAUUCCUGGUCAGCCAAUGCCUGGUUGAAAUAUUUGGCCGUAUGUGGCUUUUUAAAUCUUAGUCUGGCCAAGAAAGCCACGGGUGCAGCUGUUGUUGUUUCAUGUCUUUUGGUGCUCCUGCUCCCAAACCUGCCGAUGUGGUUGCUUUUCUGCAUGAUGGUUGAUAUUCCAGUGCUCAUCUUCUUUGUUUUCUUCUUCUACGGGCAGCACUUGACAUGUGGACUAUGGUGUCCUAGCAUGUGGGUGGACAAGCUUUGCGUGGACCAGGGUGAUGAGAGCCGGAAAGCAGCAGGUCUUGCUGGUUUGCCUACCUUUGUUCAAUGUUCUGGCCGCAUGCUGGUCCUGUGGGACGAGACUUACUUCGAAAGGUUGUGGUGCAACUUUGAGUUGGCUGUCUUUGCCAAGUACCGGGGCCUGAAGAACUUUCGAUUUCUUCCGGUGUGGCUACCACCAUGGAUACUGAUUGGUGUGCUGUUCUCAUACCUUCUUUGGCGGCUCAUUGCCACCUUGCAAGAACUGGAUCCAGAAUAUGGUAUAGAUGAUACUGCCAGGUACAAGGCAGUCAGCGGCGACAAGGUUGCUUUUGGAAUACAACGAGUGCUAAAGAUAUUGACGGACCUUGAAACCUAUGCUGUGCUGGAGAUGCCAUUCUUUGUCGUUGCUGUCGCUUUGCUUCGUAGCAAGCUGGAUGGUCACCGUUCUUUGCUUGACAAUAUGAAGAGAUUUGAUAUCCAUCAUGCAAAGUGUUCCGUUGAAGAUGAUCGGGACGUCAUCGAAGCUCAGGUUGCUAGACUGUAUGCCAUAGUCGAGGAGCCGGUCAUAGCCCUUGACAGUCUUGAAGGGCAAAUGGCUGCUGAGGCCUUACGCUCAAUCCCCCUCAGUUCCCCCACAGAAUCGGUCAUAGCCGUGGACAGCUUUGUGGGGGAACGCGGAGGUGAGGGUUAUGCACGGUUCCUAGCAGUGGUGGAUGAAUCACAGCCAAGGGUAAGCCCAAUGCAAAGCAACUCCAUGUUUGAGUAUCCAGUCAUCGCGGCUGACAGCGUGGUUGGCUCAAGAAAAGAUGUUGAGGGCUUUGCACGACAAACGUCGGACGGACUCACCAACUCACAAUUCUUGGCACCAGUCGCAGAUGCUGUCAGUGAUGCUGGCUCAGACUAUCCGCUGAUGGGCGUGGACCUGCUCGCAUGGGAAAACGACAUUGAAGGUAAAGUACCUUUGUCAGGGACAGAUGAGGAAAGGCGUGCCUUAAUGCAUGAGUCCGAUCGAGAUGACUGCCUGCAGGUGUUCAAUGAUCUUGUCCGACUCCCACUACGUGCAGCGAUUGUUGAAGAACUAGGUUUCGAGACAGAUUUGCCGUGGGGCGACUGUUUGAUAGUGUACAUGCCUGCCGUACUAGCGGCAACAGCUAUUACAUGGGCUGCGAGGGACCUUUAUGCUGGACUUGGUUUUGCUUCUAUGAAUCAAUACCUUUUCGUCAACCUGGCACAAAUUUCGCUGGCAUCGUUCUGUAAUCCUUUGGCAUAUGCUCUGCUACUGCAAGGAAUGAACUGCAUCACGCCUAAACUGGGUGCUGGUCUUCUGAGAGGUUUGUCAUGCCUGGCUUGCGGCGUUCUGGGAAAGGUCUUCGUUUGCGCCCUUUAUGCAGUCAUCUGUGGGACACUUGAAAGCUAUGUCUUGACGCAGCAUCCGAUGUUUCUGCUUGGAUUCCUGGUGUCCUUAACUGCAGCCCUGGUGCUGAACUGGAUCUUGUUUUGGGGUGGUCAGCAGUAG
Molecule: messenger RNA, 1821 nt
Organism: Symbiodinium pilosum
Lineage: Eukaryota; Dinophyceae; Suessiales; Symbiodiniaceae
Source: the annotation of a GenBank genome assembly